AUGCAGAGCUCCGGCAGCCCACGCACUUCCUCGGCUGAUGCAACCCUCCUCUCCUCGCCCGCUGAGCUGGAGCAGUUGGUGUGUGGGGGCCGCACCCUGGACCUGUCAGAACUGGAGGCCGCCACACACUACGACGACGGCUACAGCAGCACCACGCCCGUCAUACGCUGGUUCUGGGAGGUCGCCCACUCUCUGGAAGAGGCGCAGCGCAAGCGGCUGCUGUCGUUCAUCACGGGGUCCGACAGGGUGCCCAUAAAGGGCCUCGCCCACCUCACCCCGCCUUUUGUGAUAUCCCCGAACGGCGGCCACAGCGACCGGCUGCCGACGGCGCACACCUGCUUCAACCACCUGCUGCUGCCGGUAUACAGGGACAAGGAGACGCUGCGGGCGCGGCUGCUGCUGGCCAUCGAAAACGCCGAGGGCUUCGGCCUGAUGUGA
This is a messenger RNA of Monoraphidium neglectum, 438 nucleotides long. Its product is annotated as ubiquitin-protein ligase E3 A. The transcript has 4 exons. The coding region runs from base 1 to 438 and encodes 145 amino acids. The record is from RefSeq and is a predicted model, not a curated record. Lineage: Eukaryota; Viridiplantae; Chlorophyta; Chlorophyceae; Sphaeropleales; Selenastraceae. Gene Ontology annotation, molecular function: ubiquitin protein ligase activity. Gene Ontology annotation, biological process: protein polyubiquitination.